AUGGCAUUAACAACUGCGACGGGAUUGGUAAUACGUAUGCAGUUGGCUGUAAAAGCGGCGUCGGUAGUUGGUAGAGAUAACAAUGAAACGAGGGCAACAGGUGGCGUAACAACGGCAAAGGGUGGCGUUACAACGGCAAAGUGUGGUGUAAUAGCAGCAAAGGGUGGCGUUACAACGGCAAAGUGUGGUGUAAUAGCAGCAAAGGGUGGCGUAACAACGGCAAAGUGUGGUAUAGUAGCAGCAAAGUGUGGUGUGAUAGCAGCAAAGGGUGAUGUAAUAGCAGCAAAGUGUGGUGUAAUAGCAGCAAAGGGUGGCGUAACAACGGCAAAGUGUGGUGUAAUAGCAGCAAAGGGUGGCGUAACAACGGCAAAGUGUGGUGUAAUAGCAGCAAAGUGUGGUGUGAUAGCAGCAAAGGGUGGCGUAACAACGGCAAAGUGUGGUGUAAUAGCAGCAAAGUGUGGUGUAAUAGCAGCAAAGGGUGGCGUUACAACGGCAAAGUGUGGUGUAAAAGCAGCACAGGGUGGCGUAACAACGGCAAAGUGUGGUGUAAUAGCAGCAAAGUGUGACGUAACAACGGCAAAGUGUGGUGUAAUAGCAGCAAAGGGUGGCGUAACAACGGCAAAGUGUGGUAUAGUAGCAGCAAAGUGUGGUGUAAUAGCAGCAAAGGGUGACGUAAUAGCAGCAAAGUGUGGUGUAAUAGCAGCAAAGGGUGGCGUAACAACGGCAAAGUGUGGUGUAAUAGCAGCAAAGGGUGACGUAACAACGGCAAAGUGUGAUGUAAUAGCUGCAAAGGGUGGCGUUACAACGGCAAAGUGUGGUGUAAUAGCAGCAAAGUGUGACGUAACAACGGCAAAGUGUGGUGUAAUAGCAGCAAUGUGCGACGUAACAACGGCAAAGUGUGGUGUAAUAGCAGCAAAGGGUGGCGUUACAACGGCAAAGUGUGGUGUAAUAGCAGCAAAGUGUGACGUAACAACGGCAAAGUGUGGUGUAAUAGCAGCAAAGUGUGACGUAACAACGGCAAAGUGUGGUGUAAUAGCAGCAAAGGGUGGCGUUACAACGGCAAAGUGUGCUGUAAUAGCAGCAAAGGGUGGCGUAACAACGCCAAAGUGUGGUGUAAUAGCAGCAAAGUGUGACGUAACAACGGCAAAGUGUGGUGUAAUAGCAGCAAAGGGUGGCGUUACAACGGCAAAGUGUGCUGUAAAAGCAGCAAAGUGUGGCGUAACAACGGCAAAGUGUGGUGUAAAAGCAGCAAAGUGUGGCGUAACAACGGCAAAGUGUGGCGUUACAACGGCAAAGUGUGGUGUAAUAGCAUCAAUGUGUGACGUAACAACGGCAAAGUGUGGUGUAAUAGCAGCAAAGGGUGGCGUUACAACGGGAAAGUGUGGUAUAGUAGCAGCAAAAUGUGACGUAACAACGGCAAAGUGUGGUGUAAUAGCAGCAAAGGGUGGCGUUACAACGGCAAAGUGUGGUGUUAAAGCAGCAAAGUGUGGCGUAACAACGGCAAAGGGUGGCGUUACAACGGCAAAGUGUGGUGUAAUAGCAGCAAAAUGUGGUGUAAUAGCAGCAAAGUGUGGCGUAACAACGGCAAAGGAUGGUGUAAUAAUGGCAACGGGUUGGUUAUCAACGGCGACAAGCGAUGGGAGGGGUAUACAUAUCGACAGAAGUGGUAGUAACGACGAUAAGAGGGUAAACAGUGAAGACCGGAGAUGUUACAACUAA
This is a messenger RNA of Mya arenaria, 1719 nucleotides long. Its product is annotated as SUMO-interacting motif-containing protein 1-like. The transcript has a single exon. Bases 1 to 1719 code for a protein of 572 amino acids. NCBI's taxonomy places the organism in Eukaryota, Metazoa, Mollusca, Bivalvia, Myida, Myidae. The record is from RefSeq and is a predicted model, not a curated record.